Messenger RNA from Lacerta agilis (Sand lizard), 2442 nucleotides. RefSeq names its product acyl-CoA oxidase 3, pristanoyl (gene ACOX3). Gene Ontology annotation, molecular function: FAD binding; pristanoyl-CoA oxidase activity; fatty acid binding. Gene Ontology annotation, biological process: fatty acid beta-oxidation using acyl-CoA oxidase; lipid homeostasis. The transcript is spliced from 18 exons. The record is from RefSeq and is a predicted model, not a curated record. NCBI's taxonomy places the organism in Eukaryota, Metazoa, Chordata, Lepidosauria, Squamata, Lacertidae. The coding region runs from base 98 to 2215 and encodes 705 amino acids. Gene Ontology annotation, cellular component: peroxisome.
UCUGGGAAGCUGCGCAGCGCUGCGACCUCGCGUUUUCCGCGACCGUGGAGAGAGGGGCGUCGGCGAAGCGCCUUGUCCCGGAACAUUACAUGCUAAGAUGGCAUCUGUCCGUGAUGGGGGAACAGCCAGCUCCUGGAACACUUCAUUGCUCCCAGACCUACCCAGUGGACCGCUGGAUGCCUACCGGAAGAAAGCAUCCUUCAGCUGGAAAGAGAUGGCACUCUUUGUAGAGGAAGAAGAUCUCCUGCGUUUUAAAAACAGAAUAUUCUCAGCUCUUGAAAAUGACCCUCUCUUUGCUCGUCACACUGGAGAAGAAUUACCUCUUGAGAAAUACCGUGAACUAACCUUCCUCCGCUGUAGGAAACUCUUUGAAUAUGAUUUUCUACGACUAGAAGACAUAAUUGAGAAACCAUUGAGAAUUGUAGCGCUGAUUACUUGCCUGGGGAUGUAUGACUGGUCUCUAGGAGCCAAAUAUCUGCUAAAUUCCCAGGUGUUCAAAAGUACAAUUGAGAGUGCAGGCUCUGAAAGACAUGAAGAAUUUAUUAAAGAUAAUACAAAUAUGAAGAACUUUGGAUGUUUUGCUCUGACUGAAUUAAGCCAUGGCAGCAAUACCAAGAACAUGCGAACUACUGCUAGAUAUGACCCGACUACACAAGAAUUCAUUAUUCACUCACCGGAUUUUGAAGCAGCCAAGUUCUGGGUUGGCAACAUGGGGAAGAAUGCGACUCAUGCAGUUGUCUACGCACAGCUAUACACUCCGGAUGGACAGUGCCAUGGAUUGCAUUCCUUUGUCGUCCAGAUCCGAGAUCCGAAAACACUUCUUCCCAUGCCAGGGGUGCUGGUUGGUGAUAUAGGUAGAAAACUUGGGCAGAAUGGAUUAGAUAAUGGCUUUGCAAUGUUUCACAAUGUCAGGAUACCCAAAAGGAACUUGCUGAACCGAACUGGAGACAUCACAGCUGAGGGAGCGUAUGCGAGUGCCUUCAAGGAUCGCAAGCAGCGUUUAGGAGCUUCUCUUGGUGCCUUGUCCAAUGGAAGAGUCAUGAUUAUAUCCAUGUCUGUGGUCAAUUUGAAGCUCGCCAUAUCAAUAGCAAUUCGCUUCUCAGCUACCCGGCGCCAAUUUGGACCAACAGAUGAUGAAGAGAUACCCGUUCUUGAAUACCAAAUGCAGCAAUGGCGCUUGCUGCCGUAUUUAGCAGCCACCUAUGUCUUAGACCAUUUCUCCAAAAUGUUGUUCAUAAACUCCAUAGAAUUCCACAUAGGUCUCCUCAUGAAGGACAAAAGUCCACAGCAGGCGGAACUUGGGCGUGAAAUCCAUGCUUUAUCUACUUCGGGGAAACCGCUGGCCUCCUGGCUGACUCAACAAGGAACUCAGGAAUGCAGAGAAGCUUGUGGAGGACAUGGCUAUCUGGCCAUGAAUCGGCUGGGUGAUAUCCGUAACGACAACGACCCAAAUUGCACCUAUGAAGGAGACAAUAAUGUUCUGCUACAGCAAACUAGCAACUACUUACUGGGCUGGAUGAACAACAAACACCAAGACAAAGGUCCUAUUGCUUCGCCAUUGGGAUCGGUAGAUUUUUUGGAAGACUGUGAUCAUAUUCUCCGCCAGAAGUUCACAGUGUCAAAUGUUCAAGAUUGCAUGGAUUCUUCCGUACCUCUGAGAGGAUACAAGUGGCUGGUUUGUUACUUGCUCCAAGAGAGUUUCCAGAAGCUGAGAAACCAAGAAAAAAGUGGUUGUGGUGAAUUUGAGGCAAGGAACAACAGUCAGGUGUACUAUUGUCGUUCUUUAGCUAUAGCUUUUAUUGAGCACACUGUUUUGCAAAGAUAUCAUGACUACGUUCACAGUUCCAACACACCAGCAAGCCUCCAGCCGGUACUGAAGAAUAUAUGUUCGCUGUAUGGAUUAUGGUCUUUAAAUAAGCACAUGGCAGUACUCUACCAAGGUGGCUACACGUCGGGUGCGAAUGCUGGCAGAUUUGUGCAAGAUGCAAUUCUAGAGCUGUGCUCAAAGCUGAAGCAAGAGGCUGUGGCUUUGGUCGAUGUGAUUGCUCCUCCAGACUUCAUUCUCAACUCGCCAAUUGGCAGGGCUGAUGGAGAGCUGUAUAAAAACCUGUGGAGCACCGUUCUUCAAGGCAAUAAGGUGUUGGAGAGGCCAUCCUGGUGGUCGGAAUUUUGUACUAAUAAACCUGUUGUAGGUAGGCUAAGAUCAAGGAUGUAAACGGUAUAUUGGAGAGGCCCAGCAAGGGCGUGGAUAAUAAAUCGUAAUCUGAAAUUAUUAGUUAAAGGAUCAUGUUGAAGAAGGUAAUUUUUUGUGAAGGAAAGGCCUUUGAAAUAGGAUUUCAGCCCAUUUCCCAGACUACUGGCACAAUGAGGGACAGUGCAGCCCAGUUUACACCGUUCCCACUUGUGUCAGUGGGUCAGGACUUGCGGAAAUGAAGUCACUUU